GGCAGGGUGGAGCUGAAGGCGGGAUGCUCUGAGGUGGGGGAGAGGCGCACCGUUCGGCUAUUGGACCAGAAGAGGACCGAGAGUCCGCCGGAGACUUUUAGCUGGGUUUUCCACCGGGGACCAGAACCACCUGUCGGGUUAGACGUCCAGCGGCUCCGAGGAGGAGGCUGCUCUUUAAUCAACAUGGACGCUGUAGUGUAGCUCUGAUAAAGCUGCUCGGAAAGUUCGACUUGUUUUAAUUUGUCUAGUUUGUCACGGUUUUUGUUUUUGUUUUUAUUACUCCGAGCCGUAUGAGUUCGCCGCUGGUUUUGGGCCAACUGGUGGGGGUGUCGUUAGAGAUGAAGCCCCCCGUGACGGAGAGAGACACAACUUAUACCAAGCUGUUCGUCGGCGGGCUGCCGUACCACACCAGCGACGAGUCGCUCCGGAAGCACUUCCAGACCUACGGGGACAUCGACGAGGCGGUGGUGAUCACUGACCGGCAGACAGGGAAGUCCCGAGGAUACGGUUUCGUGACCAUGGUGGACCGGGGAGCGGCAGAGCGAGCGUGCAAAGACACAAACCCCAUCAUCGACGGCAGGAAGGCCAACGUGAACCUGGCGUUCCUCGGGGCGAAGCCUCGCAGCUCGCAUGCACCUCUCUCUGUUGGAGUUCAGCAGGUCCAGCCUACGUGGGCUCAGAGGCAGCACGGGUUCACACAGCAUUACAUCUACCCCCAGACGUUCCUGCAUCCCAGCCUCCUGCUACAGUCUCCCCUCAGCCCUGCGGCGGCGGCGGCAGCUCUCACCUCCCCUUACCUGGACUACAGCUACAUCCCCUACGCCCCCUCAGGACUGGAGCAGUACCCUUACGCCCCUUCACCCUCGCCUUCCACCGGCUACCUCAGCUACAGCUUCCCCCCCGGCACGCCGACACCCGCUCUCACCGCCUCCCCAACCCCGCCAGCCGCCAUCCACCCUCCUCUGGCUGCUCUGACCGCCAUGUCGGCCACACCGCAGGGCUUCCUCCACUACCCCCUGCCCCCGCCCGACCGGCUGCAGUGAGCAGAGGAGCAGCACACACGAUGUUAAACAGCCUGACUGUUCGUCGACGAAGAUGUUAGCAAAGAAGGAUGAAGUCAAAAAAGGGCUUUUUGAGAUUUCUCCUGUUCCAGUUUUUUAUGAUAUUGUUGUAACAUAAGAAUCAUGUUCUAUUGUUGUUAACAUACGCUGAAUGUUUUUCAGAACUGGUCAGGGAUCAGAAAAAGCUGACUGUUUCUCUCUCUUAAAGAGAGAGUUCAGAUCUUUUAAAGUGUGCUUCUGUCGAACAGUUACAAACAAUUAUAAUCCAAACUGUUGUGGAGAGCUCUUUGAACAGCCUCAGAUUGGAGAAAAAGAGUUUAAUUCUGACCAGAGUGGAUUACUGCCUUCUUAAAACAACUCCAGUCUCAUUAAGACCAUAGUUAUUUGCACUAAAAUUGAACUGCAGUAAACUAAAUACCUGGAAUAAACUGUAGGUAUUGGUAUUUUUACAUGCUUAAAAAGGAAACGGCCAAACCCCUUUUAAAAACAAUUCAGUUUAGUUCGUAAUUUGUAUUAUUUUUACUUUCCAAUUGUCAUUAGAAAUUUCAUUAUUUAUUUCCAUGUUUGCUUUGGCUCCAGACUUCUUGCAGAGGGACCACAAAGUUGCAGACCCCGGGUCUAGCUUUUUAACUCGUCAGUCCGGUCAGAAUUAAACUCUUGUUUCUCCAAACUGAGGGUAUUCAACAAACUAUUUACAGCUGCUUGUUGAUUCGUUGUUCCUAAACUUUCUCCAGAACCCCACUUCACAGGAUUUUUAACAGCACUUCUUUAAAGAUUCAAACUUUCAGAGGAAUUGUGGAGAAAGGCUGAGAAAUCCGUCUCUUUGACACCGUGCUGCAGCUGCAGUUUCUCUGGACUUGGGCCGAGAUGACAGACAGUUUCUCUUUGUGAAACAGAGGUGCAAUUACCUCGUCUUCAAGGUCACCUUUUGUUUUUAACGGCCUUACUGAUAUAUCUCUGUACCUGGCUGGUCUUUUUUUUAUUUAGUCACGUCAGGUGUAAAACCUGUUUAUUGUCUUCUUUUUUCUUGUUUAUACACACUUGGAAGUUAUAAUGCAAGGAUUAUCACAGAAUCUGAUUACUAAAGAUUAACAUGGCAAAGGUAGGCAACACUGGAAGCUUUCGUAUCUGUUGUUCGACGAAGAACUCCGUCAACUCGAACAGCACAAUAUUUAUCCCAUGAAACUCCUGCUUUUUAGGCCUAACUGGUCAUUUUUGGACCAAGAUGAGUAUCUUUGAGGUUGUCAGAUGCUUUCAUUUUUAUUUACACAAAUCAAGUAAAUGUGUUAGCGUGUGUGAGUGAGAAAUCUAGUGAUGCAGCGUCAGAAUGAAUGGUCUUUUCUAAACACCUGUACUAUUUUCUUAUUUUUUACCAAACUGAGUCAUAUUAAAAGGAGGAAAUUACCAGUGCUGAAUCAGCACCGACCUCACUGACCUUAAAUCAAGCCAUGCAUCCCAUUUUAAACAUAUAUGCAAAAUAAACAGACUAUUUCAAAAUCUUUUUAUUAUUAUUGCAUUUCAGUCACUGGGUAAUAUUUCUGAAAUGUAAUUACUGUAACAGAGUCAAGCCACAGCCUUUUCUUUAUUUAACUGAGACACAUCUGACUGAGUAAAGGCUUCAAAAUAAUUCAAACACAAUGCUAUUUCUAUACAAUUAUUUGUAUUCCUGRUCAGUUUGGCAUUGUUUGUYAUCAGUCUCAUGUUUGUACGGUUCACAAAGCUCCGCGGCUGGUAWAGCCAACYUAAUUAAUGCUUUUUUCUGUCCGUUGGUGCAUCUGUGUCMGAAAAAAACUGACAAAUAAAAAUGUCAAGCUGUGGGUUUUACACGAGGUUACAGUACAUGCCACAACCAGGAGGAGCAAUGUGUUUCAGUGCAUGCUGCUUACCAAGAAACCACUCCUAGAUGGCAGAUUUUACACAUCCUGUUUUUGUACAACUUUAAUAAUUGGUUAUUAUUAUAUUUGAGAGGAUUCAGUUACAUGUGAAGUCUUUACUACUAUAAUAUUUAUUUAUUUAACCAGAUAAAUCCUUUUAAGAUCUUUUGCAUGUGAGGCCUGUGCCUGAAGACAAAUAAACGUGUGUUUUAAGACUGCAGGAAGAAACUGGAGAAAACCCAGGCAAACAGUGGAAAAUGUAAAGUCCACACAGAAAGACUCCAGGUAUGAACCYGGUAUCAAACCAAGGACAUUUUCACUGUGAAGCAACAGGGUUAACCAGGUGGUUCUGUCAAAAUACUCUAUACUAUUUCCCAAUCUGGCAUUAUUUUCUAUAAAAGUAUAUUAUGAUCACUGA
Austrofundulus limnaeus is the source of this 3353-nucleotide messenger RNA. Its product is annotated as RNA-binding protein 38. The transcript has 4 exons. Lineage: Eukaryota; Metazoa; Chordata; Actinopteri; Cyprinodontiformes; Rivulidae. Gene Ontology annotation, molecular function: RNA binding. The record is from RefSeq and is a predicted model, not a curated record. The coding region runs from base 291 to 1043 and encodes 250 amino acids.